Messenger RNA from Phycodurus eques (leafy seadragon), 4203 nucleotides. RefSeq names its product protein phosphatase 1 regulatory subunit 3E. NCBI's taxonomy places the organism in Eukaryota, Metazoa, Chordata, Actinopteri, Syngnathiformes, Syngnathidae. Gene Ontology annotation, biological process: regulation of glycogen biosynthetic process. Gene Ontology annotation, cellular component: protein phosphatase type 1 complex. The transcript has a single exon. The coding region runs from base 536 to 1459 and encodes 307 amino acids. Gene Ontology annotation, molecular function: protein phosphatase 1 binding; glycogen binding. The record is from RefSeq and is a predicted model, not a curated record.
UUGUCUUAUGCAAUAACAGAGCAGCGCACACGAGGGCUUUCUCGAAAACGGUCCGGUAACGAUGCAGUUACUCCAUCUCACACUCGACGUGUACUGUGACAUUAUGUCCUAAAUGUGGGAACCAUCUUGUCCCGAGCGAGGCAACGUUCAGAUCCGCACGUAGACUUCACAGUGAGCCCGCGCUGCGUUUUGACGUCAUGUACCACAGUAUCACGCGAGAGGGCGAUCUACACUUAAGUGGAAGUGUACUUUUUUAUUUAUGUAUUUUUUAUUUUUAUUUUGAAACAUCAAGGCAAGUGUUUUUUUGUUUCCCCCCCCCCCCCCUCUUAUUCGCCGCCUCUUUUAUACGUUUAAACUGGCAGAUCCGAUGGAGCAAACAGCGCUCAACAACACUCGCGCCAAUUGGUUCCGGGCGCCGCAGUCGAAGUGACGCAGCCGCGGCGCCAAUCCGCGGGUGGGAUACUGGCACCCGAAGUCUCGGUCUCCCCAGUCGUAGGUCUCUGCACGACCACCGAGUCGGGGGCUGCAGCGUUGCAUGGAAGCGGAGCCCGCGCGACCCGCCGCGGACAUGCUGCCCCCGAAGACCUGUCUUCCCAGGAACUACAGCUGCAUCGCCGGACUCUUCGGCAGCCUGGCUGCGGCGAAUCCUCGUCUGGAAGAUGGCGACGAUUUUGACAUCACGAACGGUACCCGCGAACCCGCCGACAGCCCCGUGGUGGACGAGAGGCCGCGCGGCCGUGAGACCUUCCUCAAGCCCCCGCAGAGCCCCAGCCUGCGCCGGCGAUGCAAGUCUCUGCCCACUCCGACGGAGAGGGCCAAGUUGGAAAUCUCCCGCAGAAGAAGUCCAACAAGUCAGAAAAAGGUGCGCUUCGCAGACUCUCUCGGUCUGGAGCUGAUCUCCGUGAAACACUUCGACGACUCUGACGAGCCGGAGGUGCCGGAGCGCAUUUUGGCCAAGUUACCCAAAUCAGCGGACGCGAACCGCAUGGCCUCUACGAAAUUCCCCCGACCCCCGGCGCAGUCUGUAUUCAUGGAGCUUCAGUUCACCAGCCCGGGAACCUUUGCCGGCUUCGAGCAGAAGGUGCGGGAGGUGAAAGUACUGCUGGAGAGCGUCGAGACGGACGAGUUCAGCCUGUCAGGCUUCGUGCGCGUCUUGAACCUGGCCUUCGAGAAGAGCGUCUCUUUGCGCUACUCCCUCAACAACUGGAUCACCUUUAUGGACAGCUUGGCGUCCUACGUGCCCCACUCGAGCGACGGCGCCACGGAUCGCUUCUCCUUCAAGGUGGUCAUGCCCACCUACAUGGAGAACGGGGGCACGUUGCAGUUCGCCAUCAAAUACACAGUCGACGGCGACGAGUUUUGGGAUAAUAACAACGGGAGUAACUACAAAGUGCGGCGUCACCGGUUCAAGAUGUCCCCACCGAAGGAAUGGGAGAACGGAUGGAUCCACUUUAUUUAACCUCAGCCACACACCGCGUGCGUAAAUUGUGCGUUCGUUGAAACCCCCGGGUACCUUAAAAUGACUAACUUGUACAAAUGGGCGUUUUAAGUGUGUGCAUGGGGGUUAAAUACACGCAGUAUCAAAUAUAUACGUGGCGUGAGCAUUUGAGGUGCCCCGGUGAAGGGUUAAUUUGCCUUGAUGUCAGGGUUCUGCACAGCUCGGUGGCCUUUGGGAGGGCACGUCCACGUUAUGUAACGUGGAAACACGUGAGGUUAAAAUAUACCACCGCUCAUUCAUCUAUUAUGUCAUGCCAUUAAAUGCCUUUGUAAAGCAUGCUAUGGGAAGCAGUGCAUUGAUAGUUUUGAUUUUUCUCACUAAGCGUUACACACUAAGCAUUACAUACAUUUUUCUCACUAAGCAUAAAAUAUUACAUAUUUUGUUGCCAUAGAACUAUUCGCCCCCACCCAAAUAUCUGCAUUUUGGCCAUUCCACUAUGUUCAUAGAGACUAGAUUCUAUCUAAAAAAUAAAUAAAUAAAUUGUGUUGAUAUUGCCUCAACUCAUUCCCUUUUGCAAGUAGUGCAAGAGGACAUCUAGACCAAGAAAUUCGUAUAUUUUGAACAUUGAACAGAUAAGUAUAUUUUUAACAAGUAGCAUAUACUAUUAGUACUUUUUUUUUUCUCCCAACUUCAAAGCUAUUUUUCACUGGUGAUGGUUUUCUUUGCGUUGUCAAAUGAAGAAAGCAAGUAGUUGUCCGUCACUGUUGAGAUGCAGUGCAAUGCUCUCCAAUAUUGUCCAACAACAUUUAUAUCAGAGUUUUCCAAACUUUUCAGCUCACAUUCCAAAGUAGGAAUAUGGCUCCCCCUUGUACCCGAGUUUACUCAAAUCUAUCCCUUGACAAAACAUUGAUUGAUAGACUCGACGCAAAUUCAUGACAAAGAAUGUUAAUUUACUCCAAGAAAAGAUGAAUAGCAACUUUGAAAUUGGAGAAAUUGGCUGACUGGUUUAUCAAUAAAGAAAAAAAAUCACUUGCGGCAUUUAAACUAUGGCUGACCCCCAUAAAAAUGUACUUCUAACCGAAUAUAUUUUGUGUCCCAACCAGAAAAUUUGGCAAACCCUGCUUUUUUUUUUAAUUUAUUUUUUAUUUUUUUAUAAAUAAACAGGAGAUUUGUAUUCACUUGAGUUGUCUUCCAAAUUCCACUUCUUCAGCUUUGCUCUCAUUUAUAUUGUUUUCAGUCUUGCUCACAUUUGGUGUGUCGUCGUGUGCGAUGCUAUCAUAGUUGUCUGUAAGUACAAGUCAGCACUUUUUAAAUUCUCUGUCUCUGAUCUGAACAUUUCUUUGUUUACAUUACAGCAGUCUCAGAGGGGAUCUCUUCAUUUACUGAUGCAAUCUGGUUGAUGUGGACAUAAAAAGUUUUCCAGUAAGCACUUAGCUUUUGGAGCACUUCCACUGUGAAGCGCCCAAUCCAUUUUUGAAAAAAAAAAAAAAAAAAAAAAAAAAAAAAAGCUUCCUGGUUCAAUAUUGGACUGCUAAAAUGAGAGCUAAGCAUUCUGGGACAACGUUUGCCUACGUAGCACUGUCAUGCACUGUAUGUUAUUAAAAUGUGAUGUGGAUGUGCAAAGUUUUUGUUCUUUUUGUUAAAAGUGUAUUUGCACAUUGUUCAUGUUUGUCGAGCCCGCCCAAGCAUCCAUACAAAGUAGCAGAAUUCAGAACGUAAGAAAUGCAUCAAUAUCAGUUUUAACAACACAGGUAGUAAACCAAAUUUAGAUAGCAACUCUUUCUACAGUUCAUAUUUGACUGUUUAUUUGGCGAUACUAAGACAUUGUUUCAACAUGCUAGCCAGCUCUUAUUGGUGAAUCCCGAAUGAAGGGCUGUUGUCUGAAUCAGAUAUUCAUUUUAACUGCUUAUAUUAUGCUUCUCAUCCGAGCGCACUCAUAUAUGUAUAUAAAUAUGUACUGUAUUGUCAAUGUCUCAUACUGAAUGUCUUCAUAUUACUGUUUGCAAUGCGUGUACGAAGCAUCUUAAAAGCAGAUUAUAGAGAUGCAAUUGGUUCAGUUUUGUCCUGUGAAGUUUCAAUACAAAAACCCAACUUGAAAGCACACUAGUAGACCUUGAAAUUAUUAAUGGGAAAACAUGAAUUGACAAAAUUUGAAAUUCACAAUGUAAUUGAACUGGGAUCUUUUGCACCAUUCCGAGAGUGCGCCACCUUACUGUUGUAAGAGUUUACUAAGAAGAGAUGGAACCUUGUAAGUGCUUGUGGGGGGAAAUGUGAUUGCAGAGGGUUGGAAAUAUGUCCAGUGACACUCGCCAAAUGGACUUUGGUCUAUGGCGACAAGUAUGAGUGACUUGAAAUUGUAGCUGGAGCUGGGCGCGUUCACUCGGCGCCACUUUAUUGGACUUUGAGGGAGGAUGCGGAAAGAGACAGUGUUGACAGUAUGUACAUGGGGCAAUAGCUUUUCAUGUGAAAAGUGUUGUAAUAUGGUCCCUUUUUUUUCUUUUUCCUUUCUUCUCUCAAUUCACUGCUUUGUUCUUUCACCGGGGCUUGAAAACCUUGGCAUGUUUUUUGUUUUGUCAAAUUUGAGAGCAUCAUUCUAGUGAUUAUUUUCCGAUGCAACCAUUUUAUCGUAAAUGUUUUGUCUCCUGAAUGUUCACCAUGUUUGCAUGCAUGUACAACUGAAACAAACCUUUAUUUUUCUGUUAGUUUAACCACAGAACCACUAUUUUAUUAAAUAAAUGCUCAAUAAAAAUGUUGUAACAAAUACU